UGUUUACCAUCUGAGCUCAGAACUGGAGCUGCACGUACUCGAACCACAGCCGAAGGAGGAAGUUCGCGGUCGAAAAUAGACAUUUAUUUGCCUGUUUUUACAAUUACGUUAAUAAAAGCAUUCGCAACAGCUGUAGAAACUCUCUGUAUCCCUAUUCCGAUUCUCAGGAGCAGGUUAGUGGCGUUUAAGGCGCGAUUUUUCGUGUUGUUUUGAACAAAGGAACAUGCCAUAGACAUUGGCCAGGCCUGUUGAGUUCAGAUCUCAUGCAAAAACUUCACGAUGAAAACUGAGGUUUCUACUGCUGCUAACUUUGUCACACGUCUGUUGAGGGGAACGGGACUGCUUUCAGAAGAACAGCUGCAACAAUUCAGAUUCUCUUUGGAAGAAGCUUUAGGGGAUCAUUAUCGGCACCAUUGGUUCCCAAACGCACCUUGCCGAGGUUCGGGUUACAGGUGCAUCCGGAUCAACCACAAGAUGGACCCUCUGAUAGGCAAAGCAGCCUGUACGAUUGGACUCACAAAAGAGCGACUCUUUUCACUGCUACCAAGUGAACUCACCAUGUGGGUCGACCCAUAUGAAGUGUCCUACCGGAUCGGAGAGGACGGGUCCAUAUGCGUCCUCUACGAGUCCGCACCUCCGUCCGACACAAAUCAGACGGACAGCUGCAAAGACGAACUGAGAAUCGGACAGCCGAGUCCGUCCAAAUCCUUCGGCAUGAUGACUUGCUCCAGCUGAAGAAUGAUGCUGUCUAAUGAGCUGCUUUGAGUAAAUCAGACAUUGCUCACAUUUGAUUUCUUUUUAAAUCUUGUUUUGUUUUGUUUUUUUAGACAGAUUUUUUUAAAUCAAUGGUGAAAUCUUCAUCCUAUUGACCUCAUGGUGAAAACAGAUGUAUUUUGAUUAAAUGUAAGUUUUAAGCUCCCUGUACAGUCAUGUUGAAUAUGUUUUUUUUAAAUUUCUAUUAAAAGGUUUUCUAUGAAUUUCUAUAAAAA
Molecule: messenger RNA, 989 nt
Organism: Megalobrama amblycephala (Wuchang bream)
Lineage: Eukaryota; Metazoa; Chordata; Actinopteri; Cypriniformes; Xenocyprididae
Exons: 3
Coding region: 280-735 (151 amino acids)
Biological process (GO): negative regulation of mitotic cell cycle; negative regulation of cell population proliferation
Cellular component (GO): cytoplasm; nucleus
Source: RefSeq, a predicted model, not a curated record